AAGUAGGUACUAUAGGCCUAUAGGUUUUGACGUUUUCGUGCUAAUUAACGAAUUAAAAAAACCUAUAAAACGUCAUCGGUGGUUGCUUUGUGUCAGUGCCUUGUCUUAUCUUCACGAACAAUUUAUCUAAACAAUAGAAUUUCCAGAUGGUACCGUUUUGUAUGUGUACAAAAAUACAAAAAUAAGUGUCAGUAAACGUUUUUGAAGUGUUGUCCGUGAUCAUUAUGUGAUUACUUUCUCUUUUAUCGCUUCAGUGACUGUGAAUUGCGACAUACAGAAUGAGUCGUUCUACAAACGAAAUGUUAUUCAGCCUAUCGGACACCCCGAAUGGGACGAUCGAUGAUAGCUGCAUGCUAGUGAACACAUCGCAGAGUAUUAUCAUCACGGGUGCCUACAAUGGAAUCCCUCAGACUUUGAUCCUAAAUUUGAUAGCAUGGUCGUUCCUUAUUUUAUUGUUUACUGUGCUUCGAAGGACGGCAUGGAACUACGGGAGAAUGGCACUCGUCCAGCGCACCAGGGGUCGCUGGACAAACUUAUUCUAUCGCGCUCGAGAUGGUGAUGCAUUGGUCGAGCGCCGCCGCAGUGCAGACGAGUCUUCAAACAUUGACGAAGGGCUCUUUACGUGGGUUCCGGCCGUGUUUCGCAUCACUCGUGAACAGGUUCUCAUAAAGUGUGGUCCUGAUGCUGUGCACUAUCUUUCCUUCCAGAGACAUGCUAUUACACUAAUGUUCAUCAUAACCUUAGCAUCUAUUGGCAUUAUCUUGCCCAUAAAUUUCCAAGGGACCAAUUUAAAUGUGGACACUGGAACAUUUAGUCGAACAACACUUUCCAACUUAAAUGGAAGAUCUUACUGGCUUUGGGUACAUACUUUACUGUGCAUCUCUUUCUUACCUAUAUCAGUGCUUAUCAUGAGAAGAUGCACUGGGCGCAAACCCGUACCUACAUCUAUGACUGGGACCAUCAUGAUAACGAACAUAGCCAAGGCUGACAGAAAUGAGUCAACCAUUCGAGCCUAUUUUGCUCACAACUUUCCUCAUAUACAAAUUGUAGACCUUCGCUUAGCUUAUAACAUCAACAAGCUCAAUGAAGUUUUAGAACAAAAAGAAAUGGUAACUGAAGCUUUAAUCUACACUGAUACAUAUUUCAAGAAGACUGGGAAACGUAUUGCUGUUAAACCAACUUUGUGUGGACCUGAAAUUGAUGCUUUGGAAUUUUACACAAAUGAAGAAAAGAGGUUAAAAGAUGAAGCUAAGAGAAGUCGUGCCAUGGUCCUCAAUGAUCCUUUGGGAGUUGCCUUCUUAACUUUACCCUCAUAUCAGCUAGCUGAACAUGUGAUGAACCACUUCAGUCUCCAUCGUGGCUGGGUGCUGUCACAUGCUACUAACCCUGCAGAUAUUAUUUGGGAGAAUCUAAGUGUGAAGCCUGGAAUCUGGUAUGUUAAGGCCAUCAUAGUCAACUUUUUCCUCUUUGUUGUUUUGUUUUUCUUGACUACUCCUGCAUUUGUUGUUAGUUUGUUCAACAGGACCGUGGUCAAACCAGAUUCUCCUAACAAAAUUACUUCUAUCAUCUAUGAUUUCUUGCCCACAUUAUUAUUAUGGACCAUGGCUGCAGUGAUGCCAGCCAUUGUAGCAUUCUCUGAUAAAUUCUUGUCACACUGGACCAAGUCACAGCAAAAUUAUUCAAUUAUGACAAAAACUGUGUCAUAUCUCCUACUGAUGACCUUGAUCUUGCCAUCAUUAGGUCUCGCCAGUGCCGAGGCCUUCCUUAUGUGGACAUUACAACACCAGAAUAACACAAUGCGUUGGGACUGCGUGUUUCUCCCUGACAAGGGUGCUUUCUUUGUGAAUUAUGUUAUCACCUCAGGCUUUAUUGGUACGUCAUUAGAGUUGAUUCGUUUUCCGGAAUUGUUCUUAUAUGUGUGGUAUCUAUUGCAAUCAAAAUCGAGAGCGGAAAAAAGUUACGUGAAAAAGGCUAUAUUGUACGAAUUCCCAUUCGGCGUGCACUACGCUUGGAGCAUUGCGAUAUUUUCCAUCACCACGGUGUACAGUCUGGCGUGCCCGCUGAUCGCGCCGUUCGGGCUCAUCUAUCUAAUGCUGAAGCACGUGGGGGACAAGCACAACUUGUACUUCGCGUACGGGCCAAGCGACAUGAGCGGCAUGGGCGGUGGUCGGAUCCACGCCACCGCUGUCAGACUCAUACGAGUCUCCGUUCUCCUCUUACUGAUCAGCAUGGCCGCCUGGGCUGGUCUCCGGGCCGGCUUCGAAGCUAGAACUAUAAUAUUGAUAAUGGCCUCGAUUGUGGCUUUCGGGACGUUUUUGCUGUUGAGUCCGUUUCCGAGUUGCACCCCACCCGCGCCCCUGCAGGCCGAGUCCAGUGUGAGGUUCCAAGAGUACAUCGCCCCCGUGCUACUAAAGCCGGUGGAUACGCCCCCGACAACGACGCCGACGACCCCGGAUUACGGGGCAUCAUCGCCUGUUAACAACAAUUCAUACAAUUCGGGCCCCAUCAACAUUUAAAAUAUAAAUCGUUACUUGCAAUCUUAUUUUAUCACGUGAUAAUUAUUACAUUUUCGUUAAAAGAUGGAUGCUAUCUCGCGAUAAUAAUGAAGAAAAUGAUAGCUAUCGAUUUUUUGACGAUGUCGAUUUGAUAAAAAGUAUUAAUGUGUGAUUAAAAAUAUAUAUCAUUGUAAAUAAAUGUGCAAUAUUUUUGUAUUUAAUUUAAAAACAGGACUUGUAUCCAAGAUAUUUUAGACAAAAAUACACAUCUACAAAAAAAAAAAAAAAAAUUAAAUAAAUGGAACGAAAUUUUUGACUGUUUACGUUUCAUACAUGCUUUUUUUGCGUGAACAUUCGACUAAUUUAACAUUUCAAAAUAGUAUGAAAACAUCAGAUUUUGUUUUAUAUAAUAGUAAUGCACUUCUUAUUCGAACUAAUUACAUUUAUAAAAAUGCAAAAUUUUAGAUUUUAGAGUCAGUGUGUUAAUCAAUUGGAAUUACUCAGUAUCGUCACGCCGCACACGCGCGAGUUUCAAAGGUCGUUCAUUAAAAACGAACUUCCGAACGGAAAAUUAAAGAAAAUUCCACUCUACUAGAGAGAUUGAUCUAACUAGUUUGUUAUUGUAUACGCUCUCAAUAUUAUUGUUUAUCGCAUGUUAGUUUAACCUGUGACUGGCUGUGAUCAUGAACACAAAACAGAAUUUGAAAGUACAUAAAAAUGUUCUUUUUAUGUUCUUUCAUCCUUUUUUUUUUAUUGCUUAAAUGGGUGGACGAGCUCACAGCCCACCUGGUGUUAAGUGGUUACUGGAGCCCAUGGACAUCUACAACGAAAAUG
Bombyx mandarina (wild silkworm) is the source of this 3329-nucleotide messenger RNA. RefSeq names its product transmembrane protein 63 (gene Tmem63). Gene Ontology annotation, molecular function: calcium-activated cation channel activity. The record is from RefSeq and is a predicted model, not a curated record. Lineage: Eukaryota; Metazoa; Arthropoda; Insecta; Lepidoptera; Bombycidae. Gene Ontology annotation, cellular component: plasma membrane.